Drosophila hydei is the source of this 1849-nucleotide messenger RNA. It is a transcript of the gene fd59A, whose product is annotated as fork head domain-containing protein FD3. Lineage: Eukaryota; Metazoa; Arthropoda; Insecta; Diptera; Drosophilidae. The record is from RefSeq and is a predicted model, not a curated record. Gene Ontology annotation, molecular function: RNA polymerase II cis-regulatory region sequence-specific DNA binding; DNA-binding transcription factor activity, RNA polymerase II-specific. The coding region runs from base 197 to 1618 and encodes 473 amino acids. The transcript has 2 exons. Gene Ontology annotation, biological process: anatomical structure morphogenesis; regulation of transcription by RNA polymerase II; cell differentiation.
AACUUGAAAUUAGUGUUGAAAAUAUUGAAAAAAAAUCGAGUGAAAAGCAAAAGCAAAAGAAGAAAGAAUAAAACAUAAAUCAGUUCCUGAAAAAUAGUCAAACAAGUGUUACGUCCUCUUCAUAAGUUAAGCAUUUGAUUAGCAUAUAGACAGAUCCUUACGAUUAGAAUAGUUAAGCGCUAAAGCAACAAUAACAAUGCACACCAGCACAGAUCCUAUGCACGCCCUGCACGACUGCUCCUCCCAGUCGCCGCCACUGCACAAGGUACAGCGCGGCGGCGGCCUCACAUCCUCGCGAGCCUCCAUUGCCGCCGCCGCCGCCGCUGCGGAUGAAAUGUCCCUGAUCUGCGACGACAGCGACUUUGAGUCAACGGCCGCCGGCGGCAGCAGCAGCGGCGGCGGCGGCGGCGGCGGUGAUAAUAACAACGGCAACGCCAGCGGCACUAUCAACGGCAACGGCAGCACCGGCGGGCCUCUGGUGAAGCCGCCCUACUCCUACAUAGCUCUGAUCACCAUGGCCAUAUUGCAGUCGCCGCACAAGAAACUCACACUCAGUGGAAUAUGUGAUUUCAUAAUGUCCCGUUUCCCAUAUUAUAAGGAUAAGUUUCCCGCUUGGCAGAACUCGAUUCGGCACAAUCUGAGCCUGAACGAUUGCUUCAUUAAAGUUCCACGCGAGCCGGGCAAUCCGGGCAAAGGCAAUUUCUGGACACUGGAUCCGCUGGCCGAGGACAUGUUCGACAAUGGCAGCUUCCUGCGCCGACGGAAGCGCUACAAGCGGGCGCCGGCCAUGCAGCGUUUCUCGUUUCCGGCCGUCUUCGGCACCUUGUCGCCGUUCUGGAUACGGAAGCCGGUGCCGCUGGUGCCGGUGCACUUCAAUGUGCCCAACUUCAAUGGGAGUCGCGACUUCGAUGUGAUGCACACGCCCAGCGAUGUGUUCGACACGGCGCUGCGCGUCGACAAGAAAUUCAACUUCUUUGCCAAUGCCGAGGCUUCGUUCUAUCAGAACAACAACGACAAGUUCGACCGGCUGUCGUUCAUCAAUCGCCGCAUGGAUGCAGUCGACGCACUGCCGCACAGCAGCAGCACCGGCGGCGAUGCCAGCAGAGCCAACAAGUACAAAAAUCCAUAUGCGUUCGAUGUGUCCGCAGCUGCGGCCGGCCUCGGCGCAGCCGACUACGCGGACCGAGGCAGCAACUAUACCGAUCUCAAUGUGUACAACGAUGAUGUGGAUGCCGACGAUACCUCGUGCGACAAGAUCGACGUGGAGAGCGCCAACGAGCACGAGCAGGACUCGCACAUAUCGGACUCCGUCGACUCGGUGUGCACGAAUCCAACACGAUUAGAGGUCGCCUCAGAGGCCACCACACGCGACCCCGAUCCCGAGCCGGAACGCAACUCGCCCUAUGCGCUGCUCUUCGAGCAGACCGAGGCGUCCAACAGCUCACUCGCGAUAACGUCCAGUCCCAAGACGCCCGCCAGGUCACUGACCAGAUCCACUCUACUACACAUCGACACGGAGCCCGCCAACCUGAGAUGCGCCAGGCAGACAAUAGCCAAAGACUUUCGCAUAGAGACGCUGAUUGGACACGGGCACAGCGAUGGGGCGGCCAGUGAUUAGAGAACUGAGAUGGGAUCUCCCUCUCCCUCUGUCUCUCUCUCCCUCUGUCUCACGCUCUCUGCAUAUGCUUGGGCAUAUUUUAACACUUCUGUACGUUGUAAACUUUAGCUGUAGUAGAACACGGACCCAUUGACGUAUCCCCAGCUCCGACAGCAUCCCGUUUAGCACCCACGCAUCUCCCAGUUACCUUUCUGCCAAUGCACGAACAUUUUAAUGCGACCAAAGAAACGC